AUGGCAAACAGUCAAUGCGAUGAACCACCAAGCCUUCGCCAGGAGGAAGGCAAUCUUCCUCCAGGGACUUUUCUUUUGAUCAGGGAUGAUGACGCAGAGAAUCAUGGACAACGUCGGAUCCUACUCAGUCCGGUGCCCACCAGGGAUCCCAAUGAGCCAUUGAACUGGAGUACAGCGCGGAAGGCAUGCAACUUUACUCUGGUGCUGGCGGUGACAGCGCUGAUAUUCACCGCACUCACGAUCCAGGCCAUCUUUUGGCAGUUGAUGGUCCCUGACCUGCAAGUAACUUAUACCCAGCUCAACUGGGCCCUGUCAGUUAAUUUUGUCGGUCUUUCAAUGGGAUGUGUGGUAUUCAUUCCGCUGGCGAAGAAAUUCGGACGAAGACCUGUGUACCUGGUUUCGACCGCGUUGAUGCUGGUGACGUCUUUCUGGAUAUCAAGAUUGGAGAGCCUCACGGAGCUGUAUAUCGCCAACUUGCUUCAGGGACUCGCCGGGGCGACAAAUGAAUCGAUUGUUCAGAUCACGAUCGCCGAUCUCUUCUUCGUACAUCAUCGCGGAGGAAUGAAUGCUCUGUACAUGACUAUGGUGAUGAUUGGGAGCUUCCUCUCUCCCAUGGCGGCUGGGACUCAAGCAACACGACAAGGCUGGCGGGCAUGCUAUCGGACAAUGGGCAUCUGCAAUGUGAUUCUUUUCGUUCUGUUCAUGUUUCUCUACGAGGAGACCAAGUACUCCAAGGUGAUUGAAGGCGUGAGCGCGUCCGCGGGACCUGUUGGGGAUGCUCAGCAGGUUUCCGUGGACAGUUUCAAGGCGGAUCGCAAGUCCGAUCUCGAAUGUCCUGCGAGUAGAGUGGGAACCAAUACGGCAGGGGACCAUGAACUUGAUCACACCAUCCCCAUGAAGACCUGGAGACAGAGGCUCAGUCUGUGGACCUACACCCCGGAGCCGAUCUGGCCGUACUUUUAUCGUCCGUUCAUGGUGCUAACAACGUUCCCUGCCGUCCUGUUCUGCGCCGUGCAGUAUGCCUGCGGCAUAGCGUUGCUAACCAUCAUGGCGAGUGUGAUCUCUUUGGUGUUUCCUAUGCCUCCUUACUUGUUCACUGCACAGCAGGUUGGAUUCAUGAGUAUCGGCCCGUUCGUUGGCAACUUGAUUGGGUCGUUCUACGGGGGAUUUUUUGGGGAUCGGUCGAUCUUGUUCUUUGCACGGCGCAAUAAGGGCUACUACGAGCCGGAGAUGCGUCUAUACAUUCUUCAUCUUCCUGCCUUAGCCUUUUGUGGGGGCCCAAUCAUGUUUGGGGCCACAGUUGUCAGGGGCAUGCACUGGAUCUGGCCGAGCAUCGGCGGGGCACUGUUUGGGUUUGGACUGGGCAGUAUUGGCGAUGCAGCUUUGACGCUGGUGAUUGACAGCUAUGUUGAUAUCACCGGAGAUGCCUUCACAGGCGUUGCGUUUCUACGCAACGCCAUCAGCAUUGGAGUUCCCUUUGGUAUCUCCCCUUGGAUGCAGCGGAGCGGUCUGACCAACAUGUUCAUCGCCUGCGGCUUUAUCGGUCUGGCGAUCACCAUGACCAUCAUCCCGAUGGUGAUGUAUGGGAAAAAGACUCGGGUGAGGACCGCAGGUCGAUAUCGAUUGAUGGCCGCUCAACAGGGCCAAUGA
Aspergillus pseudoviridinutans is the source of this 1650-nucleotide messenger RNA. RefSeq names its product putative MFS transporter. Gene Ontology annotation, molecular function: transmembrane transporter activity. The coding region runs from base 1 to 1650 and encodes 549 amino acids. The transcript is spliced from 8 exons. The record is from RefSeq and is a predicted model, not a curated record. Gene Ontology annotation, biological process: transmembrane transport. NCBI's taxonomy places the organism in Eukaryota, Fungi, Ascomycota, Eurotiomycetes, Eurotiales, Aspergillaceae.